Anguilla anguilla (European eel) is the source of this 1974-nucleotide messenger RNA. It is a transcript of the gene olig2, whose product is annotated as oligodendrocyte lineage transcription factor 2. Gene Ontology annotation, molecular function: DNA-binding transcription factor activity; protein dimerization activity. The coding region runs from base 188 to 994 and encodes 268 amino acids. The transcript is spliced from 2 exons. Gene Ontology annotation, biological process: oligodendrocyte cell fate specification; oligodendrocyte differentiation; neuron differentiation. The record is from RefSeq and is a predicted model, not a curated record. NCBI's taxonomy places the organism in Eukaryota, Metazoa, Chordata, Actinopteri, Anguilliformes, Anguillidae.
AAUAACAAUUUCCCUCAGACUUGCCCCCUCAUUGUCGAGCCCGCUAUAAAAACCUGUCGCCAUGCCCAAGGUUGCAAUAGGCCGUCAGUACUGAUUUGGAAUAACAAGCCGAGUUGUGAGUGACACUUCCUCUGCUCUGUGCUGCGCUCUCGCUCUCGGACAAGUUGUGCACAUUGAAGUGAAGACCAUGGACUCCGAUACCAGUCGAGUGUCCAGCAGGCCAUCUUCCCCAGAGGUGGAAGAUAUUUUUAUGUCUACAGUGAGAAAGACAGGUGGCUUCUCGGGCGCCGUCUCCUCCACGCAAAGCGACUCUCCACCGGAGCUGAGCACUGACCUGCGGAGUCUUUCCAGCAAUGAUGAGGACGGGCUCACUCUGAAAAUGCUUUCAAAGAAGGACCGAAAGCUUCUAUCAGAGAACGAACUUCAGUCGAUGAGGUUGAAGAUCAACAGUCGGGAGAGGAAGAGGAUGCACGAUCUUAAUAUCGCAAUGGACGGGUUACGAGAAGUGAUGCCCUACGCUCACGGCCCCUCGGUGCGCAAGCUCUCCAAAAUUGCCACUCUCCUUCUGGCCAGAAACUAUAUAUUGAUGCUCAGUAAUUCUCUGGAAGAAAUGAAGCGCCUGGUCAGUGAGAUCUACGGAGGCGGUCACCACAGCGGGUUCCACCCAUCAGCGUGUGGGACCCUGUCACACACUGGUCCUUUGCCGGGUCACCCUGCCGUUUCCCACGCAUCUCACCCGGUUCACCACCCGCUCCUCCCACCGGCAGUGUCUACCGCUUCUCUUUCUGCGCCCGGUAUUUCAGCCGUCACUUCGGUCAGACCUCACCACGGACUGCUGAAAGCGCCCUCCGCGAGCGCGGGUCCUCUGGGCAGCAGUUUCCAACACUGGGGCGCAGGGAUGCCCUGCCCGUGCAGCAUGUGCCAGGCGCCUCCUCCACACGUCUCUGGCAUGAGCGCGGUCAGCAUCCCGAGGCUCGCCACUGACUCCAAAUAACUCCAAAAAAUUUACUGUAAACGAGAGAUAGAGGAAAAAAACGAACUGCCUUGUAUCCCUUUGUUUAGGUGAUACGCCUGAUGUAGAACUUUCUAACAAUUUAGCUGGCUUAGUUUGCAGAAGUCUGGUGUUCCCUUUUCUCUCUAAUUUUUUUGUUCAAUUAUUAUGUACUGUCAAGGGAAAAGAAACUGUAUUGUUUUAUAUAUUUUAUUAUAUAUAUUUUUCAAUUUCAAUGACCUUAUGCAACAUCAAACAUGGAAUAUUUAGCCCGACUGAAUCACGGCAUCAACCACUGAAAUAAUAUAUUAGGCCGCGUGAGCAUUUACUGUUUGAUGUACUCGCUUAUUUGUAAAUUACUUUGUGCAUAUUUCAUCUUGAUAGAAUCUCAUAUGGUUCGGAUAACAAUUUUUUUUAAAUGAUAUAAAGUGAUAUUCUAGUUGGAUUCGAUUGUGUUUAGCGACUGGUAAUCCAAAAAUGGAAGGAACAAAACUUCCCUCCCCAAUAACAUGACUGAAACGGUUAUGUCUGCUGUGUAAAUAUUUAGAGCCAGAAUUCUGCUUAUUUAGUAUGGGAGAUUAUCUAUUAGAACGGCCACUGUUGAUGUGUUUCUGGUGAUUUUUUCGAUCUUUUAUCUUAGUUAUGCUUCUCAACUCGCCGUCCAACUCACUGAUGUCACGCUAGCUGUAUCGCAAGCGCUCUGCACAUUCUGUCCUGUGUCUCCCCAUGUCCCCACGAAUGUUUAUUUAAUGUCUUCCGAGCUAAUCCACAGCCACUGCCUGUAUGGAGUUUACCCACUCUUCCAUUUGAUAGUGUUUUCCACAAGCAUGCUACUGUCACUGCCUGAUGAAAAGAACGAUUGCCUCUUUAUUUUUGUAUAAAAGUGUUAAAUGAUAUUUAUUUACUUAUUUCGCUGGAAUUUUAAACGAAUGAGUGAGAUGUUGGGAUUUUAAAUGUAAAUAAAAAUCUAACUAAUGGUCUAA